Molecule: messenger RNA, 2322 nt
Organism: Epinephelus lanceolatus (giant grouper)
Lineage: Eukaryota; Metazoa; Chordata; Actinopteri; Perciformes; Serranidae
Gene: pip4p2
Product: phosphatidylinositol-4,5-bisphosphate 4-phosphatase 2
Biological process (GO): phosphatidylinositol dephosphorylation
Cellular component (GO): phagocytic vesicle membrane; late endosome membrane; lysosomal membrane
Molecular function (GO): phosphatidylinositol-4,5-bisphosphate 4-phosphatase activity
Source: RefSeq, a predicted model, not a curated record
AUGUCAUGUCAGUGAGGGGCGGGGAUCACCGCGGAGCUCCUCCCUCCUCCAGGCUGCCGUCACCGGGGCUUGUGGACCGGAGCAACUCGGCACCAACAACCAGCCGCCGGCUGCUCCUCCGUGCUGAGUGAAGACUCGGUGCAGCCAGGAGCCUCCCCGCCGUCUCCGCCCGUCAUUUCUCGCCGUCCACGGUUACCGACAUGGCCUCCGACGGCAUGGACGAGCGAUCUCCGCUGCUGUCGGGUCCCGACUCCGAGAACGUGACCCCCACUGCUCCCCCGUACCUGCAGGAUUCAAGUCCCCGAGCCGAACUACCUCCUCCCUACACAGCCAUUGCCAGCCCUGACGCCAGCGGUGUGCCUGUCAUCAACUGCCGCGUAUGCCAGUCGCUCAUCAACCUGGAUGGAAAGCUGCAUCAGCACGUGGUCAAGUGCACAGUCUGCAAUGAAGCUACACCCAUCAAGAACCCCCCAACAGGGAAGAAAUAUGUGAGGUGUCCCUGUAACUGCCUGCUCAUCUGUAAAGACACGUCCAGGAGGAUAGGAUGUCCUCGACCAAACUGCAGACGCAUAAUCAACCUGAGCCCGGUGAUGGUUAUCCCAGAGGAGCAACCUGCCCAGCCGGCACUGCCCAUCCAACCUGAGGGGAUGAGGGUGGUCUGCGGUCACUGUGGCAACACCUUUCUUUGGAUGGAGCUGCGGUUUAACACGCUAGCCAAAUGUCCCCACUGCAAAAAAAUAUCCUCUGUUGGCAGUGCGCUGCCUAGGAGGCGCUGUUGUGCUUAUAUAACUAUAGGAAUGAUCUUCAUUUUCAUUGGAGUGGGUUUAACAGUUGGUACUCGGGACUUCGCCAGUCGUUACAACGCCACCUAUGUGUCCUGGGCAUUCGCCUACCUGCUGGGCCUCAUCUGUCUGAUACGAGCCUGCUACUGGGGUGCUAUCAAGGUCAGCUACCCAGAGAAUAGCUUCGCCUAGAGCAGGCUCAGCGCGGCACAGCCCUGCACGGCUGGAAGAACAAACCCCACUUUUAGUUUUUAUCAUCUUGCUCAGAUUUCAGACCGGUCAUGUUCAGCAGAGUGGGACGUCUGCAGAGCGUCUGGACAGGAGUGUGUUGGAGAGGUGUUGUGUGUGCGUUCUAUGAGGUGUAUGUUGAAGAUGUACCUUGUUGUGUUUGUGUCUUAGAGAGUUUUGACUCGCUGGACAAACCUAACGUGUGUUGAUCAGUCCUCCUGCUUAGUCCACAAGGACUCAAAUCCCCGGUUUAGCCAAAAUCCUUCAAAAUAUGAAAUCAAGAACUUAAAAAAACCUGUGAUUUCUCUUGAUGAAUGCCAAAAUUUAGAUUUAAAAAUGAUAGUUGUGCAAACUGGUUGGAUUUGGUCUUUCUGGACCACAUUUGUUUUGUCUGUUUCUCAGCACUUGAUUUCUUUUGUUACUGACCAGACCAAAAUGAGACAACCUCCUAAGAACAGUUCGCCCAUUGCACUACGAUUAUAUGCAAUUGUAUGUGUUGUUUUGCUGCUAGUUAAACUCAGCUACAGAAAGCUGCAUACCCAUACUGUAUUGUAACCAUUUAUCUUGCCUGUGUACACUGACAUAGUAUUGCUAUAUGAUUUUAACUCUGGAAAUGAUCAAUUUUUAAAAGAAAUCCUUAAAUACCCGUGUGUGCUAAUGUUGCUGCCCAGUAUUAGUCAAGAAGAGCAAAAGAUCAACGGGGGCUUGUUUUUGUUUGCCAUCAAAGUGUUAAUUUUUUUGGUGCCAUGCAGCUUUGAACUCACCACAGCAAUAACCCAUUUAUUUGACUUCCUUUACCCGCCCUGACUGCGUUUUCGUUGCCUUCUCGCUGGUGGAAAAUGAUCCCAAAACACUUGUGCAUGUUAACUUGUUUAUGCUCUGUCACUGAGGUGGUGUUAUUUCAGUUUUCAGAGAGGUAGCUGAAGCUAUGAUGUUCCUGUCUUUGCUCCUUCUGCCUGUGAGUUAGAAUGUAAAUCCUCCUCUUCCUCCCUCCGCUUAUAAUCGCCGCUCUCUGACCUCCGGUGAACUCUGUGCUAGCUAGCAUUGCUGUAGGCUAACUCAGCAUCCUGUCUCUCGACCUUGACCAGUGGGCACAGCUCAAACUUCUAACCUUGUUUUGAAUGUGAUGAUGAUGAUGAUGAUGAUGAUGAUGAUGAUGAUGAUAAAGCAGAAAAUAAUGUUUAAAAAAAUGCUCUUUGUACAUAGUUCAAAUUCAGUACUUGGAAACUGUAGUAGAGGUGAAAGGAGAAGGUGGCUCUUGGGUCUUUUUAAAAAUGAUAAUUUAUCAAUAAAAUGCAAAAACUGCCUUUAA